This is a messenger RNA of Cladophialophora yegresii CBS 114405, 1116 nucleotides long. RefSeq names its product cytochrome c heme-lyase. Gene Ontology annotation, biological process: cytochrome c-heme linkage. The transcript has 2 exons. Lineage: Eukaryota; Fungi; Ascomycota; Eurotiomycetes; Chaetothyriales; Herpotrichiellaceae. Gene Ontology annotation, cellular component: mitochondrion. The record is from RefSeq and is a predicted model, not a curated record. Gene Ontology annotation, molecular function: holocytochrome-c synthase activity. Bases 1 to 1116 code for a protein of 371 amino acids.
AUGGGUUGGUUCUGGGCAGACCCGACGCCGAGACCCAGCACCGCGGCAGUCGCGCCGCAUAACAUACCUACAUCCUCCGACGCCGCUCCUCCACCGGGAUGUCCAAUGCACAAAUCCGACGCUUCAACAUCGUCUUCGGCCCCCUUCCCUCCUCUCGCCAACAACCCACCAAAUACAGACGUAAACUCACCUCCGCCGUCGUCCUGCCCUGUAAAAGCACCAAACCAUGCCCUCCGCUCACCACCUCCUUCUACCGCCGCCACCACAUCGUCCUCCUCCCCUGAACCCGCCAACGCCUCGACGCUUUCCAAACUCAAUCCCCUAAACUACAUGCCCUCCCUCUCCAACGUCCGCGCGGCCGAUAGCCCGCAAUCCGUGUCCCUGCCGCUGUCGCGCGAGACGUCCUCCAUCCCCCGCACCGACAGUGCCAGCAACUGGGAAUACCCCUCCCCGCAACAGAUGUACAACGCCAUGCUGCGCAAAGGCUACACCGACACCCCCGCCGAGCACGUCGAGGCCAUGGUCGCGGUGCACAAUUUCCUGAACGAGGGCGCGUGGGCCGAGAUCGAGGACUGGGAGGCCGUCUUCAGCAGAGGCUUAGGCGCCGCGUGGCAGGUAUGUUCGCGCGGCGAGGAAGGCGUGGCGUCCGAACGGGCGAGACGCGAGCUCGUCCAGCGGCGGAGGGAGAUGCUCGGCCUGGCGGCACCGGAAGGCGAAGAUCAAAGCGACGGCAGCAAACCAAAACUCAUCCGUUUCCAGGGGCGGCCGAAGGAACCGACGCCCAAGGCCCGCAUGUUGCAGGUUCUAGGGACUGUGUUUCCCAGCAACUUCAGCCAGGAACCGCCGUUCGAUCGGCAUGACUGGUACGUCUCCCGGAGGCUGCCUGACGGGUCGACCCGCGAGGUGAGGUACGUGAUUGAUUACUAUGGCGGCGGGGUGGAGGAGGAGACGGGCCAACCCGUGUUUUACUUGGAUAUCAGACCCGCGCUGGAUAGUCCGACGGCGGCGGCGGAGCGGGCCAUGAGAUGGGGAGGCGAUGUGUGGUGGAGGGCUAGCGGGGGGGCUGCAAGGGAAGCGUUCGCACGGGCCAAGGAGAGGGAGAGGAACGGUUCGUGA